GGACUUUUUAGUCUUCACCACGGAUUCCCAACAGUCAACAUGGCCUCCCUCCAGUUCCUCGAGCCUGCCGGCACCACCCGCGCAACAGAACUUCCUGCCCUCUCCUCAACAGGACUUCGUCUUGUUCGACCAACCCGCCAGAACCAGCGUUAACCGCACCGCUUCCUCGCCUGCCAACACCGCAGCGAACAACUUUGGAUCAUUGAACAGCACUCCCAGGCGUCACUCGUCUCAUCAGACCACCGAUUCUCCCUCUCUCCAGAAUCAGCGAGUGGCCCAGAUCAUCCAAUCAACAGGGCAUAACACUACUACUUCGGCGUAUACCAACCGGUUUAAUUCUCCAGCGCAAAACCAACAGAGUCACCAGCAGUUUUACGCAUCCUUAUCUGCUCCGCAAUCAUCCGUCGCAGUGAAUCAACAACAGAACCGACCUGCUCGUCCACCUGUUCCGCUAUUCACACAGGGCAUCGUUAGACAAAACAACUCCAAAAUGGAUUUGAACGACGCUCUCAGCAGCUUUGAGGAUUUCGCCGCCCUCACCCCCGAGGGCGGUGCAUCCAGCACGACUUUCUCAUCUCCGGCUAUCCCGGCCUAUGAUUUGCACUCUGUUUCUAGCUCCACGACAAACAUGGGCACUGUCUCUCCCCACGACUUGCUCAUGCAGGAGCCUUUCUCUGCGCCCAACUCCGCUGCUUUCACCAACCUGACUUCGCCGUCCAUCUUCAACGAGUCGCCUGAAUUUCAUGACAGCUUCGAUGUUUCUCCCAACUUUGGGAGCAACGACUUCGAGUCUGGCGCCAACGACCCUUGGUUCCCUCUCUUCCCCCAGGAGAACACUAUCAAGGAGCCCGUUGCCAGUUUGGACAACUCUCCUUCCCUGAUGCCAGAGGACCUAGACGUGGUUGAGACCUCUCAGCCUCGCCGAAAGUCUGCCAACUCCCCAACAGGGCAUGGUCGCCACUCUUCUGUCUCAGGUGUUAACGCUCGACGACGUGACAAGCCUUUGCCUCCCAUCGUUGUUGAUGACCCCAACGACACGACUGCUAUGAAGCGAGCCCGCAACACUCUUGCAGCUCGUAAGUCUCGUGAACGUAAGGCUCAGAAACUGGAAGACCUCGAGGCAACGAUUGCGAAGCUUGAGGCUGAGCGUGAUCACUGGAAGCGAAUUGCCAUGGGCCGAACUAGCUCAUAAACCAUUGGUAUUUUUGGGACAGGUGCUUUGGAAAGAACUGGAGGGACAGGCCUUAGAUGGCCCUGUCGCCUCCCAGGAGGCAGUGGUACCAGUCUGACACUACUGGCGUGCAGACAAUGACGCUACUUGCU
Molecule: messenger RNA, 1323 nt
Organism: Truncatella angustata
Lineage: Eukaryota; Fungi; Ascomycota; Sordariomycetes; Amphisphaeriales; Sporocadaceae
Exons: 2
Coding region: 491-1192 (233 amino acids)
Biological process (GO): positive regulation of cellular response to amino acid starvation
Cellular component (GO): transcription regulator complex
Molecular function (GO): DNA-binding transcription factor activity, RNA polymerase II-specific; RNA polymerase II cis-regulatory region sequence-specific DNA binding
Source: RefSeq, a predicted model, not a curated record